AUGGACUACAGACCCCCCACGGGCGACGGAGAUAAUCCCACGGAAGCCCACCCUUGGGGUUCCCCGGGCGCCUCUCCCCAACAUCACCGAACCACCUUCAGUUCCGCCUCCUCCGAUGCCCCACCUUCCCCAUACCGUGGACUGGAUUCGCAACAGUCGGGCAACGGCAUCGCCACCGGAGGUCCCGACGACGGCGGUUUCGGUUCCGGCGAUCACGAGUACAGGCGACCGGACACUGCGAGCACGGCGUCGGCGGGCGAUAUUGCCGCAGACGAGUCGAGGGCGGAGGAAGCUGCGCCUACCCAGUCGCAAUCGUCCCAGGAGCAGGCCCCUCAACCCGCGGGCGAUGCCGCACAGCCCGGCCAGCAGCCACAGCAGCGCAAGCCGGCGCAACCGCAGUUCAAGCUGCAGGCUAAGAUUACCGGGCUUGAACGGACCGGGCGCAAGGAUCCCAUCCUAAGGUUCGAUGUGCAUACCAACCUUCCUAGCUUCCGAACGACGCAAUACCGCGAUGUCCGCCGCCUUCACUCCGAGUUCGUCAAGCUGGGGGAGCAUCUCAUUUCUGCGAAUCCCGAGGCCAUCGUGCCUGCCGUGCCUCCCGCAUUGACAUCUGCCGGCGCCGGCACGGAUGAGGACGAGCUCCGGGUGAAGGCGCUUCUUCAGCGCUGGUUCAACUACGUCUGCAGCAACGAGGUCCUUAUGAGGGACGACGAGAUGGUUUUGUUUGUAGAGAGUGAUUUCGGCUACAGCCCGUUGGUCAAGCGGAAGCAGCCUGCCACGGGAGUGAAGCGGAAAAUCCUCAAGCAGUUUGCGCCACCACCGGAUGACACUCCCGAGCUCCAAGACGCACGACCGAUCGUUAAGCUUUUCUACUUGGGCACCAUGGAUGCCGGACACAAGGUCGACAAGCUUGUCAAGGCACGGAGAGGACUCGGACUUGCCGAGGCAGACUUCGGCGCCAAAUUGACCGCCAUGAAUGUUCAGGAGCCGCACCAGGGCCUCGCCAACGCCUACCGCAAGCUCGGAAAGGCCGUACAGACCGCCGGCGACUUCCACGCAGCCCAGGCGACCGCCGAGGCCACGACCAUCGGCGACCCCUUCCAGUACCACUCGUCCGACGCCUUCAUCGUCAAGGAGACACUCACCAACCGCCAGAUCCUGAUCCGCGAGUUCCUCCAGGCCCAGGAGAACACGCGCAGCAAGCUCGGCGCCACGGACCGCCUCAAGGCCUCGUCGCGCGUCAGCCGCGAAAAGGUGGACGAGGCCAUCGCCGCGCUCGACGAGGCGCGCCACAACGAGGCCUACCUCGAGCAGAAGACGUCGCGCGUGACCAAGAAUCUCGUGCACGAGCGCCGCAGGUGGUUCGUCCGCACGGCCGCCGACCUGCGCCUCAGCAUCCGCGAGUACGUCUGCCGCGAGAUCGAGGCCGAGCGCCGCAUCCUCUCGCUGCUCGAGAGCGUGCGCCCGGACGUCAGGGCCAUCGACGCGUCGGGCGGCCUGAGCCGGCUCGGCCGCGAGGCCCACCCGCCGGCCAGGCGGACCAGCCUGGCCGCCAGCCAGGGCCCCAAGGGCGACGCCUGGAGCGGCGUCCCCCGCCGCUCGGACGCCAUGGCCCGCAGCAUGUCGGGCAGCCUGGCGGGCAACGUGGCAGAGGAGCAGGAGGGCGAGGAGGGCCAGGGCGGCGCUGCGCCGCAGGGUAGGGCCCGCGGCCUGUCUGGCGUCAGCGAGGAGGACGACGAAGAUAGGGUAGAUGCCCGGAAUGCGGCUAGCCGAUUGGCGACCAGUAUGGACAGCAGCGGCGGCGGCGGCGACGGCGGUAGCUGCGAGGUUGCUGCUGCUGCUGCUGCUGCUGCUACUGCUACUGCUGCUGCUGCAAGUGGACAACGCAUACCCUACUGCUCGAUCCUCACAUGUGUUCUAUCUUUGGAUGAAUCAAAACUUGUGAUAAUGGUCUACGAUAUAUGCCCUUACCCGACACUCCUUCGGAUGAGGGCAGGACAGGCAACCACCACGCGAAUGUGUCGAGACUCCUCGCGCACUCGCGUCUUUGGCCCUCGCCAGGACACCAUUACCUCUAAUGCGGGCCACACAGGAUGCGAAUUCUACCUCCUCUCCGAAACCAUCGCCUGUCGACUUGCGGUCAAUCAGUGCGUGCGCAAACCACAUCCGUGCGACAUGUCCUCACCGCCUGUCGUUCCGCCGCUGGAGCAAAGACGGCGGUUUGUGCGGCUGGAUGCGGGCGGGAUGCAAGGACGCCGCCCGUAA
Messenger RNA from Thyridium curvatum, 2265 nucleotides. RefSeq lists its product as uncharacterized. The record is from RefSeq and is a predicted model, not a curated record. The coding region runs from base 1 to 2265 and encodes 754 amino acids. NCBI's taxonomy places the organism in Eukaryota, Fungi, Ascomycota, Sordariomycetes, Thyridiales, Thyridiaceae. Gene Ontology annotation, molecular function: phosphatidylinositol-3-phosphate binding. The transcript has 6 exons. Gene Ontology annotation, biological process: retrograde transport, endosome to Golgi; intracellular protein transport. Gene Ontology annotation, cellular component: endosome; retromer, tubulation complex.